CAUUCAAACAGGCAACGGCUAUUCUAGUAUUCAGAACGUGUCGACUUUUAGAAAUGAAAGCCUCACAGAGAAAGGAUACAGCGCCGACCUCGCGACAGUGAUACCGGAGAUUGUGGAAGGGUAUUUAUCCCGGAUUCGUGUUCUUCUGCUCCUCGACGAGAAGGCAUCCACGGUCUCGCCGACAAACUCACCGAGGCAGAGAAGAAAGCGGUGGAGAUUUAUGUGUCAAUACAUCAAAACAAUGCAAUUUAGUUGUUCCUGGAAAAACGUAACCGUAUUCACCAUGUUGGGACGCCAAUUACUCUCUUAUAAGCGGUUCGUGGCUUUCGUUAUGAUCGUCGGUUGUAUCUCCAUGAUGAUAAUGUGCAUGAAACUACGUCACCACCACCUUCGUAAACACAAGAAAUCGAUCGUCAAUAAGGCAGACUUGAACGAUGUAAUCGAUAACUGGUCGGGCUGGCUUUGGAAGCACACCGAGCCAACAACCAUAGCGCCGACAGACAGCGCAGUGCUCUCGGACCAGGCAGAACAUUUCGAUAUAGAAUAUAACCCGCCACUGCGUAGGGGGCUUACGUGCAAUGAUUUGAUGGACAGCGCCAGCAUAGAGACGUUAACCGUUAGGAUGAACGUCGCGGUGGUGAACAAGAACGUCACCAUUUCAGAUGCCAUGUUUCAUACCUUGACCACGACGGACGAUUGUCGAUACUUUGCUUAUAGUCGCGGAUACACUAGCAAACCCGUGACACAGGAAGAACUAGAUUUUCCUUUGGCGUUUGGAAUAUUGAUACACAAAGAUGUUUAUCAAUUCGAACAGUUGCUGAGAACGAUAUACCGGCCGCAGAACUCGUAUUGUAUCCACGUGGACAAGCUGGCCCCCGAUGAUGUACACAUCGCAGUGCAGUCCAUCGUAAAGUGUUUCAAAAAUGUGUACAUUGCCUCGCAGUUGGUCCACGUGGCUUGGGGAACGUCUUCCCGCAUCACCGCAGAAAUGGCCUGUCAACUCGACGCUUUGAAACGAAAUAAGAAAUGGAAAUACUUCAUCAAUCUUACCGGACAGGAUUUCCCACUGAAAACAAACAUCGAAAUUGUGAGAAUAUUGAGAGAAUUCAACGGACAAAACGACAUCAUGAAUACAAGAGAAGUGCAUCUUAAUCGAUUAUUUUAUGUUCAUAAAGAUAUUGCGGAUGUUGUUGUGAACACAUACACGCUGAGGACGGACCCUCUUCCGAAAAACAUCAACGUGCGGAGAGGCGAUCUGCCAUGCGCCCUCAGUCGUCAAUUUGUGCAAUAUCUCCACCACAGUGAUGCCGGAAAAGAUUGGUUGAAAUGGUUGGAUAAGAGCAGUUUCCCCGAAGAAAGCUUUUACCACAGUUUAGCGUCGACCUCUUCGGUACCCGGAGGACCCGGUCCCCGCGACGUGUCACAGAUCAUAUCGAGAGUGAACAGCUGGAGUAUCGAUAAUCAGACAUGCAAUGGCGAGCGUGUGAACAGAGUAUGUAUUUAUACGUGGGAGCAACUUCCGUGGCUCACACGCCAGCCACACUUAUUUGCGAACAGGUUCGACGCCAGUCGCGACGGUCUUGUUUUAAGGUGCUUGGAGGAAGCGCUCAAUCGCAGAACUUAUUCUCCGGUGGCUUUUAAUACUGGUGUAUACAAAAUAUUCGCAGAGACGAGGUUGUUGAACUCGACAGAGCAGUCGUGGCAAAUAUUGGCGUGAUCCUGUCACGUAAAGUAUGAACCCAGGCGUCCACUGUUGAACAAAGUCGUAGUAGCACUACUUGAGAUCUGUGUACCCCCCCCUAGGGUACUCGAUAUAACGAAUGUUAACGGAGGCACGCCAAUAUAAUUCCUAAUACCGACUUGGCAAUUUCUUACCUCAAUAAUCGGUCGAUUUUUAGUCGCGUUAUUUAUGAAUUUCCGUUGAUUUUUCGUGCAGUUGGACAAACAAACAUACACUCAAUAAUGUUGGUUGAGCAUUAAUUUCCCCUAAUGGUUAGAUUAGACAGAAUUCCGAACACAUUUCCUUUGUGAGUAGCCCCGGGAAAGUUUAUUAUGUUUCACACCUCGCUACCCUUAAUCGAUUGGCUGUGAUUAUUAGUAAGGUAUCUGGGAUGCGAUAGUACGCACGUAAAGCUGCUUUCUGGGUUUUGUAGAAAGUUGAAAUUACCAACAAUGCACUGCGGUCAACAUCCGGUUGCAAAUCGCAACUUCCAGCACAUUUUGAGAGAAGAAAAAAACAAGAAAUAAAAAGUAAGCACGACAGUAACACUUUCUAAAGGUAUCGGGGACCGAGUCGCAGCCACAAACAAGUUAUUUUGUCAGGUUGUUAGUCACGUCGUCGGUUUUAUGGUUCGCUACUUGCAAAGCAAAAGAUGCGCUGACUCGAAACCAUUUAAUGAAAGACCAGAUUUUAUAACCUUUUGUUUUUCAAUUAUCGAGAGUACACAGACAAUUCAAGCUAAACGUUUUAUCAGCAGUGACCAUUCAUGCCGCUCAAAAUUUGCAUGAAAAAAAUGCGGGAAACGACAAAAUCUUAACAUAUUCAAUGAUUGUAUUCACUGGAACUGCAAUUCGCGGUUAAUAAUAUACGCAACUUGUCGCCGACAUCUCAUUAAGGGCGAGAUAACCACGAGACUUGUUUCAUUUUGUCAAGUCAUCGCGUUCACUGUACCAUAUAGGUUGGUUUGGUUGUUCGUCACAAUGUCGGCUAUCUUGACGUCAUUACGAGACAGAAUAUGGCUCCACACAUUUGUGACGUUAUGGUUUCUAAGUUGUGUCUUUUCUGCAGCCUACGUCCUUAGCUUUAAACACAUGACUUGAAGUACAUUUAUAAAAACAACGUUUCCAACAAUGGCAUUUUUAUAUAUUUACGUAUAUUUUUUUAUAGGAGACGUAUUUUAACAAGAUAGAGCUAAAAAAAAAAUAAAAGAAAGAAAGAAAGAAAAUAAAAGACAACGCAAGCUACAGAUCGUUGCAAUGUGACGUCACUUGUUUACAUUUUUGCCAACCAGGGUGCGAAAAUCUGAUAACAAAUGUCAAUCACAGAAACAACAGUCCAGCUUGCGGUCUGCUGCGACAACGCUACCCGUAAAGAUGUUGUAUUUUAUUGAAGCGUGAAGAUCGUCACCUACGCACGCGUGGGAAUUGAGUCCCAAACGAUAACAACGCACGCUAAAAACGCAAAGGCUCGUGGGUAGACGCUUGUUUGUAAACAUUGACACGCUAUGGCCAUCUGACGCAUGCGCAAGUGACGACUCCCCCGCUUUAGCAGGGGUACGUACAUAUUUGCAUAUGUGCAACGAACAACGUCGUUAUUUUAUCUUCGGUUGCGUAAGACAGGUCCUAGCACACAGUCACUGCGCAUGCCUGUGCGACGGUUUGUAGUCUUUGUCAGAAAUAAACCAAAUUCGAGGUCAGAUGAUGUUGUGCAAAACAAAAUUGGUUACGUUGACGUCAUCAACUUGAAGACUGAGUACCACCAAGAGUUUUGUGACAGCUGAUAGUGCCUCAGAAUUCCGUACCAAAAACUCGUGUUUUGAAAGUAUUUAUUUAUCAAUUAACUUACUUCACUGAGAAUGUUCUACUGCCCAAUUUUUCUGGACAUGUGCAACACUCGCUUUUCGACCGUCUUCAGGUUUUUCAGAGAGCGGUCUACCUUGCAACCAUGCUUUCCGCGCUUCUAACAGAUUCAGUCACAUUGUUAACCCCGUUAAAAUAAUUUUCUGAUAGCGCGUUCAGUUGAAUAUGCGUUUGAAAUGACCACGUGUAUGUAACACUCUUGUUAAAAAAAUCCUUCGCUUUUUAAAUGUUGCAUUAUUUUGAAGUCUACCAUUUUGUGUACAUCAUCUUUCACAAUAAUCACUACAGAAACUUCAAUAUAUUGUAAAAUACUUUAUUUUCGCUUGGAUUAAUUUUCGCUGAAGGACCGAUCCAGUGAAAAUAAAAUCCAGCGAAUAUACCUUUUUUCAUAUAUUUUACCUUCAACUCGUCAAAAAUGAGUGAAAAUAAAUUCCAAAGAAAGCACCUAAAAAGUUUGUUCAGCGAAAAUUAAUUCCAGCUAAAAUAAAGCAUUCUACAGUAUUUGAUUUCAAAGUUAAUAGUAUGUUACAAUAUUUAUUAUGCAGCUGCGCUUUCACAUUUGUAUCGCCUUGUUACCAUGGUAACAAUUUGUCCACUUCGUGAUAAUAAAUUUUGUAAAAUAAAUG
This is a messenger RNA of Saccoglossus kowalevskii, 4205 nucleotides long. RefSeq names its product core 2-GlcNac-transferase. Gene Ontology annotation, molecular function: acetylglucosaminyltransferase activity. The record is from RefSeq and is marked validated. Gene Ontology annotation, cellular component: membrane. NCBI's taxonomy places the organism in Eukaryota, Metazoa, Hemichordata, Enteropneusta, Harrimaniidae.